AUGGCCAUCUUUAACUCGCCCCGAUCAUUUGAAAAUGUCAAUGCUAUUGCCCAAGCCCCAAUGGGCGUCAACCGCUUCUUCAUAGGCGCCCAUGAGAGCCACCCCCCAUUCUUUCGAUUAGUGCUGCUCGUCUUUGAAGCAGUGCUGGAGGUCGUAUGCGUCAGCCUUCCUGGCUAUAUUGCCGCCCGUCAGGGCAUGUUUGAUGCCGAUGCUCAAAAGCUGGUGGCAAACCUCAAUGUGACUCUGUUCACCCCCUGUCUUAUCUUCACCAAGUUGGGCUCGCAAUUAACCGCCGAAAAGCUGACGGACUUGGCUAUCAUCCCGGUUAUUUUUAUCGUCCAAACUUUCGUGUCAUACUUCUGUUCUUUCAUUGUCGCAAAAUGUUGUCGCUUCAAGAAGCGGCAGUCGAACUUUGUGGCUGCCAUGGCGGUCUUUGGCAACUCAAACUCUCUCCCAAUCUCCCUCGUCAUAUCGCUUUCGCAGACCCUCAAAGGCCUCCACUGGGACCGGAUCCCAAACGACAACGAUGACGAAGUCGCUGCACGUGGAAUUCUAUACCUGCUUAUCUUCCAGCAGCUAGGUCAACUCGUGCGCUGGAGUUGGGGAUACCACAUUCUCUUAGCGCCCAAGGACCGAUACCUCGAGGAGGCGGGGCGCGACGAGAGUGGCCAGUCAAUCAUCGAGCAGGGCCAGGCACGGUAUAGCGAUAAUCCGGAUCAGACAGACCCGGAUGAGCCGCUAGUCCGGACACGCAGCUCGGAUGAUCUACACCAUACCCACGCAACACAUGCCGACCGGUUCCAAUCUGGUGACCAAACACCCGUGUCAACGCGCACUUAUUCCUACUCGAAGUUGUCCUCCGCUCACUCAGACGAUCUCGACUCAGACGAUACACCGUCAGUACUUGGACCGCCACCCACUGGCCCCUUCCUCCCCCGCCAAAGCACCCAAGGCGACAUCCUCCAAUUCCCGAAUGUCGAAAUCACCGCGCGGGAAGCCCGCGAAGCCGAGGAAACGCGUUUCCAGCGCCGCAAAGCAUCUCUGCGUAGAUCGUGGGACCGCCUGAGCCAGUGGCGAGAGAAGAAAACCAACGUCCUCCACUCGCGCCUCCCACCAAAGGUCCAAAAGGGCCUCGCAUCGGCGACGCGCGGACUGCGCCGCUUCCUCCAUGGCGUAUGGGACUUCAUGAAUCCACCCCUGUGGGCAAUGCUAGUAUCGAUCAUCGUCGCAUCAGUACCGGUACUUCAACACGGUUUCUUCGACGACGGCACCUUUGUGCGCAACUCGGUCACCCGUGCAAUUGAACAGAACGGACAGGUUGCCGUGCCACUGAUCCUGGUCGUGCUGGGCGCGAACCUCGCGCGCAAUACAAUCCCCGAAGAGGCGAUGGCAGACAUAGAGCAUCCCCGCGAUGAACGCAAGCUUAUCAUCGCUUCACUGCUUGCGCGCAUGCUUCUUCCUACUCUUAUCAUGGCGCCGAUUUUGGCCCUCAUGGCCAAGUUUGUGCCGAUUAGUAUCCUCGAUGAUCCUAUUUUCAUUAUUGUCUGCUUCCUGCUUACAGGUGCGCCGUCUGCGUUGCAACUGGCGCAGAUCUGUCAGAUCAAUAAUGUCUUUGUUGGUGCUAUGUCGAAACUCUUGUUCCAGAGUUAUGUCGUCUGGAUCCUCCCCUCGACCCUUGUACUUGUCAUGUGCGCUCUGGAGGUCGUCGAGUGGGCUGCCUCUUCUAAUGCGUGA
Molecule: messenger RNA, 1734 nt
Organism: Penicillium robsamsonii
Lineage: Eukaryota; Fungi; Ascomycota; Eurotiomycetes; Eurotiales; Aspergillaceae
Product: Auxin Efflux Carrier superfamily
Exons: 4
Coding region: 1-1734 (577 amino acids)
Biological process (GO): transmembrane transport
Cellular component (GO): membrane; endoplasmic reticulum
Source: RefSeq, a predicted model, not a curated record